This is a messenger RNA of Adineta ricciae, 705 nucleotides long. The record is from the annotation of a GenBank genome assembly. Lineage: Eukaryota; Metazoa; Rotifera; Eurotatoria; Adinetida; Adinetidae.
AUGAAUAGCACAAGCUUUCAACAAAACAUAGUUUAUCCUAUUCCGGACUCUGAUAUACCGACAAUUCAAGCAAAAGUUGAAACUGUCUACAAAACCAACAUCGAGCCAUAUAUUCUUGGUGUUGGCGAACACAUACAGGAAAAUCUUCGAGAGAUACAAACAAUGAUAUACAUUAUCGACCAUUAUGGUGAACAUAAUAAAGAAAUCGAUCCUGUAGUUUUAGACGCACUAUUUCAGCAAGUGGCCAAUUCAAUUGAGAAACUCGGCAUUCCUACUGAUGUUUGCAUGAAACUCUUAGAAGAUUUGAAAGAGUUUGCUGUGAUUGAGACUAGUGCCCGACAUGGCAAGAGCUUCGCUGAUUACGAUCUAAAAUACUUCUAUCACAAGAAAAGUGCCGAUGUUCGAAUGCAUCGACAUUUUAUACGAUAUUUGAAUGGUGAAAAGCCUGAAUCAACAGAGCAUGAAGUUAUCCAGGAUAUAUUAGAAGAUAUCUAUGAUGAUUUCGAAGAUCUCGAGGAAGAUAAAAACGCGAUGUUCAAUGGAAAUCGACUUCUUAGCGUUAUACGCGAACACGAUGUAAAGAAAUUGAAAGAGUAUAUAUUGUUUACAGAGCCUUACCUGGUAUCACACCCUGAAAUAGCAAUGAAGGUAAUAGAUGGAAUCAAAAACUUGCUCGAAAACAACGCCCAUAAUGUUACAGAUUAA